AUGUCAACCAAAGCAAACACGAUCUAUUUCCUUAUUCUUUUUCUUUUCAUAAUUGAUUGUCGAGCAUUUACAGAUAACGCAGAUAACGCAGAAAAGUUCGAUGCGAUACUUGGACAGGAUUUUAAACGCUCUACAAUUAAUGAAAGACUCGGAGAUGAUAAAAAAUUUAAAAGAGAUGGUCUUCUUAACGACGUAAUUUUUACCGAAUCAAAGGCGGAAUAUUCUCCUAGAAAGAGACAGAUUAAUAAUACUGGUAAUAAUAAUGACAAUAAUAAUGGAAACAACAACGGAAACAAUAAUGAAAACAAUAACAAUAACAAUAAUGGAAACAACAACGGCAAUAAUAGCAACAAUAACAGUGGCAACAACAGCAACAACACCAAUGAAAAUAUCGACAACGACACUUGUAACAACAUUGGCAAUGUCGGUAAUAGUAAAGGUGGUUGCAAUCAGGGUACGAUUGUUAGUGCUGGCACUCGAGUAUAUUUAAAAGAUACAGGGCUUAUUUUUGGUGCAAUGACUUCAGUGAUUAGCGUUGGAUUCCUUAUAUUAGCGUAA
Funneliformis geosporum is the source of this 558-nucleotide messenger RNA. Lineage: Eukaryota; Fungi; Glomeromycota; Glomeromycetes; Glomerales; Glomeraceae. The record is from the annotation of a GenBank genome assembly.